This is a messenger RNA of Alnus glutinosa, 969 nucleotides long. RefSeq lists its product as uncharacterized. Bases 1 to 969 code for a protein of 322 amino acids. The record is from RefSeq and is a predicted model, not a curated record. Lineage: Eukaryota; Viridiplantae; Streptophyta; Magnoliopsida; Fagales; Betulaceae. The transcript is spliced from 2 exons.
AUGCAACACGUGUUCCUUAAGAAGUACCUCACCAUAGGGAAAACAAACCAAAUACAAAAAGCCAUAACUGGUUUUUCACAAAUAGAAGGAGAACCUUUUCAUGAAACUAGGGAAAGGAUGAAGAACCUUCUACAGAAGUGUCCACAUCAUGCUGUUCCUAAGUGGCAGCUUAUUCAAUGUUUCUAUGAUGGCUUAACUGAGCCUCAUAGACAAAUGGUAGAUGCCUCCUGUGGAGGUACUUUCAUGUUAAAGAGUGAAGAUGAUGUAUUGAUCAUUUUUGAAAAUCUUGUUGAGAAUUCUUUACACCAUUCAUCAUCCAGUCAUAUGGCACCUGCGUCUAAGAACCAAAGAAGUGAGAAAUUUUUUGAAGUAAGCCAUCCCUUAGAUAUGACUACUAAGGUAGAUGCUUUAUCAAGAAAAUUAGAUCAAAUUAUAGCCGCUGGUUUCGCACCUAUGACUGCCCCUCACAUCCCUCCUCCACAAGAAGCAUGCUCAUUUUGCUCAAAUCCAUCGUAUCAGGCGAAAGAUUGUUCCAUCAUUGGACAAUUUUAUGAAGUUCCUCAUGAGCAAGUGAAUGCAGCCUUCUCCAAACCGGUUAAUGAUCCAUAUUCUCAUUCAUAUAACCCGGGAUGGAGAAAUCACCUGAAUUUCUCUUGGCAAGCUCAAGCUCCAGGGAACUCAGGACCUUUUUACCAGUCAGCUCCUCCUCCUCCUAGAAAUUCUGCUUUUGAGGAGAAAGUAUUGACUGCACUUGGCAACUUGGAAGCAAAUACUCAAAUGCUGAAUUCUCAUUCCUUAUUGAUUGACAAGUUAGAAGGUCAAUUUGGGCAGCUGGCAAAGCACUUAACUAGAGAAGAGAAGGGAAACUUCCCUCCCAACCAGAAGCCAACCCCAAGGGACAAUACAUGGUCAAUGAGAGUGCUUUUGGCAGCACCACCCAUGAACAAGUCCAAGCAGUUACAACCUUAA